This is a messenger RNA of Medicago truncatula (barrel medic), 1212 nucleotides long. RefSeq names its product serine/threonine-protein kinase SAPK3. The record is from RefSeq and is a predicted model, not a curated record. Lineage: Eukaryota; Viridiplantae; Streptophyta; Magnoliopsida; Fabales; Fabaceae. The transcript is spliced from 9 exons. Gene Ontology annotation, biological process: protein phosphorylation. The coding region runs from base 81 to 1103 and encodes 340 amino acids. Gene Ontology annotation, molecular function: ATP binding; protein serine/threonine kinase activity.
UCAGUUUUGACUAAAUCACUUAUGUUUUAUUCAUUUUUAUCAUUGGAUCGUCAAUUGAACAGUAUUAUUUGGACUGUGAAAUGGAGGAGGAAAGAUACGAGAUAUUGAAGGACCUUGGUUCUGGAAACUUUGGAGUGACUAGGUUGGCUAAAGACAAAAAGACAGGAGAACUUGUUGCUAUCAAAUACAUUGAAAGAGGAUAUAAGAUUGAUGAGAAUGUUCCAAGGGAGAUAGUUAACCAUCGAUCUUUAAGGCAUCCAAAUAUUAUCAAGUUCAAAGAGGUAUUUGUGACACCAACUCAUUUAGCUAUUGUCCUGGAGUAUGCUGCUGGUGGUGAACUUUUUGACAGGAUAGCCUCUGCUGGUCGACUCAGUGAAGACGAGGCAAGAUUUUUCUUCCAACAACUAAUAUCUGGAGUUAGCUACUGUCAUUCCAUGGAAAUUUGUCAUAGAGAUCUAAAAUUGGAGAACACUUUAUUGGAUGGAAGUCCAGCUCCUCGAGUUAAAAUUUGUGACUUUGGUUUCUCCAAGUCCUCUUUACUCCACUCUCAGCCCAAAUCAACAGUUGGAACUCCUGCAUAUGUUGCACCAGAGGUUUUGUCUAGAAAAGAGUAUGAUGGAAAGAUUGCAGAUGUUUGGUCAUGUGGUGUGACUCUUUAUGUCAUGUUAGUUGGAUCAUACCCUUUUGAAGAUCCAGAAGAUCCUAGAAAUUUCAGAGCGGUUAUUACGAAAAUAAUGAAUGUUCAAUACUCCAUACCUGACUAUGUGCACAUAUCUGCAGAUUGUAGGGAACUUAUCUCUCGUAUUUUUGUUGCCAAUCCAGCUAAGAGGAUCACAAUCUCAGAGAUAAGACAACACCCUUGGUUUGGGAAGAACAUGCCCAGAGAGAUAGUUGAGGCUCAAAGAAAAGGUUACAAUGAUAUACAGAUAGACCAAUUACCAAGCCAACAAAGUGUGGAAGAAAUCAUGCGGGUCGUAGGAGAAGCAAGGAAACCAGGGCUGGAAGACAAUGGUGGAACAAGCUCAUUUGGUGUUAACGUUGUUCAAUGGAUUGAAGAGGAGGUUGAUGGUAGUGAUGACUUUGUCCAAGUCCAACUUACUUGACCAAAGUCUUAAUUAAUUUUUGUGGUCACAAGAUUUGUUUUGCAAUUUUAUGUACUAGUAAUCUUCACAUUUUGGGCACAAAUAAGUUAUCUUAAACAAAACACAAAAC